UCAGAAACAGAAUCCUCUCAGUCCUCUACAUUUCUCUGUAAACUCUCUCUCUCUCUCUCUCUCUCUCUCAGGUAUCACUUCAGCUUCCAUAAUCGAAGAGAGAAGCUCUCUCUCCGGCAGUAGAACUCGCUCCAGCCUCUUGAAAUUUCCUCUCUCGUUCUCUGUCCAAGUCGGAAGUUCUCUCUUACUGUCGAACGUGACCUGGUGGCCUUUCCUCUCUUGGACGAGUUAUUGCUUCUCUUAGUGUUCCUCUGUCAUUGCCGGACGCCGAUGAGGUCGCCUGAGUUCACAUUUGUGGCUUGUGUGUGACGGCCAUCUCUCCAUUCAUCAUCAGCCUUCACCUCUCGAUGUUUGAUCAAAUUCUCCACUGAAGAGUUGAUCUAAAUAAUGGAGGUAAAGCCAAAGAGGAGAAGUGCUGCAGAGAAUGGGGAAACUGCAGAAGACAUGGUCCUUGCCACAUUAAUUGGGAAUGGGGAAGAUCUUUCUCCAAUUGUGAGACAUGCAUUUGAAAUGGGGCGUCCAGAAACUCUCCUUCAUCAGCUGAAGUAUGUUGUAAAGAAGAAAGAAGUUGAAAUUGAGGAGUUGUGCAAGACUCACUACGAGGAAUUUAUUCGUGCAGUUGAUGAACUUCGUGGCGUAUUGGUUGAUGCUGAAGACUUGAAGGGUGAACUAUCUAGUGACAAUUUUAAAUUGCAAGAGGUAGGGAGUGCUCUCUUAGUCGGUCUUGAAGAGCUGCUUGAAUGUUAUUCUAUAAAAAAAAAUGUGACUGAAGCCAUCAAAAUGUCCAAGAAUUGUGUUCAAGUGUUGGAUCUAUGUGCCAAAUGCAAUGAUUAUAUCUCCAAAGGCCAGUUUUACCCUGCAUUGAAAACUAUCGAUCUGAUUGAGAAGAAUUAUUUGCAGAAAAUUUCUGUCAAGGGACUAAGAAUGGUCAUUGAGACAAGAAUUCCUGUGAUUAAAUCUCAUAUUGAGAAGAAAGUGUUUACUCAAUUUAAUGAAUGGCUUGUUCACAUUAGGAGUUCUGCUAAGGUUAUUGGGCAAACAGCUAUUGGUCAUGCAGCAACUGCUCGACAAAGAGAUGAGGAAAUGUUAGAACGUCAGAGGAAAGCUGAGGAACAGAGCAUUUCAGGUCUUGGAGAUUUUGUGUACACUUUAGAUGUUGAAGAUAUUGAUGAGGACUCUAUUCUAAAGUUUGACCUGACACCUCUUUAUCGGGCAUAUCACAUUCAUACAUGCCUUGGAACCCAAGAAAAAUUUUGUGAAUAUUACUAUAGGAAUCGGAUGCUGCAACUUAAUUCAGACUUGCAGAUUUCCUCUAGUCAGCCUUUUGUCGAAUCCUAUCAGACAUUUUUAGCUCAAAUUGCAGGAUAUUUUAUUGUGGAGGAUCGUGCCAUGAGAACUGCUAGAGGGCUAUUAUCAGCUGAACAGGUCAAUGCAAUGUUAGGAACUGCUGUUGGCAAGUUGACAUCAGUGCUGGAGGAACAGUUUUCCCUCAUGGACUCAGCAACCCACCUUCUCCUGGUGAAGGAUUAUGUCACUCUUUUGGCAUCUACUCUUAGAAAAUAUGGGUAUGAAGUUGGCCCGGUUCUUGAGGCUCUCGAUAAAAGCCGCGACAAAUACCAUGAGCUUCUUUUGGAAGAGUGUCGUCAACAGAUAGUGGAUGUUCUUGCUAAUGACUCUUAUGAGCAGAUGGUUAUGAAAAAAGAUAGUGAUUAUGAAAACAAUGUUCUCUCCUUUAAUCUCCAGACUUCAGAUAUAAUGCCUGCAUUUCCGUAUAUGGCACCAUUUUCUUCCACAGUUCCUGGUGUCUGCCGCAUUGUGAGGUCCUUCAUUAAAGGGUCUGUUGAUUAUUUGUCGUACAGUGUGCAUUCUAAUACUUUUGAUGUUGUGAAGAAAUAUUCAGAUAAGUUCCUAACUGACGUUUUAAAUGAAGCAAUACUAAAUACUAUUUAUAGCAGUUCCGUUGGUGUUUCUCAAGCCAUGCAAAUUGCUGCAAAUAUAACUGUUCUGGAAAGAGCCUGUGACUUUUUCCUUAGUUAUGCAGCUCAACUAUGCGGGAUGCCUGCUGGAUCAGUAGAAAGGCCACAAGCUAAUUUUGCUGCUAAAAUUGUUCUCAAAACAUCAAGAGAUGCAGCUUAUAUUGCAUUGUUGAAUUUGGUGAACGCCAAAUUAGAUGAGUUUAUGGAUCUUACAGAGAAUAUUAGUUGGACUUCUGAGGAGGUUGCUGCAAGUACGAAUGACUAUGUACAUGACGUGCUUAUCUAUCUUGACACUAUAAUGUCCACUGCACAGCAGAUUUUACCUUUAGAAGCCUUAUAUAAGGUUGGGAGUGGGGCGCUCGAACACAUAUCAAACUCUAUAUUUUCAGCUUUUCUUAGCGAUAGUGUCAAAAGGUUCAAUGCUAAUGCAGUCAUGGCUAUCGACAAUGAUCUAAAGGUGCUGGAAACUUUUGCUGAUGAGAGGUUCGAAAGUACUGGAUUGAGUGAAAUGUACGAAGGAGGUAGUUUUAGAAACUGCUUGGUGGAAGCCCGGCAACUUAUUGACCUCUUGCUGAGCAGUCUGCCUGAGAACUUCAUGAAUCCUGUGAUAAGAGAGAAGAAUUACAACAUGUUGGAUUCCAAGAAGGUGGCUAGUAUAUGCGAGAAAUUCAAAGAUUCUCCAGAUGGGAUCUUUGGGAGCCUUUCAAGCAGAAAAACGAAACAAAGCACUCGGAAAAAAUCAAUGGACACGCUGAAGAAAAGACUGAAAGAUUUCAACUAAGAAGGCUUGAAGAUUGUCUGCAAUAGUUGUAACUUGUAAGAACUCAACUCUCUUCCAUAUAUUUAUUCAAUACCUGUACAAUUUUUUCCCUGCUAUCUUCUGUUUAGAUGAUUUGUCUUGUAUUAUUUCCUGCCCAAUUUUUUCAUUUGAUCAUGCGUGUUUCAUCUUCA
Momordica charantia (bitter melon) is the source of this 2927-nucleotide messenger RNA. RefSeq names its product exocyst complex component SEC15A. The record is from RefSeq and is a predicted model, not a curated record. Gene Ontology annotation, biological process: exocytosis; intracellular protein transport; Golgi to plasma membrane transport. Gene Ontology annotation, cellular component: exocyst; membrane. Lineage: Eukaryota; Viridiplantae; Streptophyta; Magnoliopsida; Cucurbitales; Cucurbitaceae.